Diabrotica balteata is the source of this 2470-nucleotide messenger RNA. The record is from the annotation of a GenBank genome assembly. Lineage: Eukaryota; Metazoa; Arthropoda; Insecta; Coleoptera; Chrysomelidae.
GUUUUCUUCUUUAUGUGCAAUAUGAUUUUUCGUGUAAAGUUUUUUUAAACUGAAAUGAUGAUUACACUAAUAUUCUUAGCUGAAAGUGCUUCCCAUAUUUAAGUUCGAGAUAUUGCUCAUAGGCUUCUUGAAAUUUAAAAAGAGCAAGUUUCAAUAAUUUCAGCUCCGAAUAACAAGUGUUUUUUGUUGGUCUAUGCAAAAUAUUAAAAACAGAGGUGCCAAAUACUAAAACUGAAAUUGAAGUGUGUUUCUAACUAGAGAGAAGAAAAAUUUUCAAAUAACCAAAUUAACGAACGUAAUCCGCUCAUCUCCUAGUUGUGAGUCGUCUUUCAUGGCAACAAGAUGGUAGAAACGAAAUUACCCGAAACAAAAGGUCAACAAAACAAUGUUGAUGAUCAAGUAAACCAAUCCGAAUAUUGGAAUAGUAAUUCUAAAAUAAUUUCUGAAGAAGAAAAUACGGAAAAUGCUAUUAGCACUAAUAAAGUUCCAGGAUUUGGAUAUAGACAUGUACAAAUAGGAUUAUUAUUUUUAAUGCUUGCCAUUGGUUAUGCCAUGAGAGUCAAUUUAUCAGUAGGCAUCGUUGCGAUGACUAAUGGAAACACAACAGAAAAUCAUGAUGUACCGUGGUAUCCCUGGGAAAAUAAAAGUGUAAUUCUUUCUUCGUUUUUCUGGGGCUACAUAUGUUUACAAAUAUUUGCUGGAGAGCUUGGUCAAACUUAUGGUACUAAAUGGUUGGCUUUCGUUGCAAUGGCCGUUAAUUCAACAGCUUGCUUCAUUAUUCCUUUCAUGGCUGAAUGGCUCGGAUCCCCUGGAGUUAUCAUAUGUCGUGUGGUACAAGGAUUGUCACAGGGGUUCUUUUUCCCUUCGGUGCACAAUAUUUUGGGGAAAUGGGCUCCAUUAGACGAGAGAUCGUUUCUUUCUAUGAUAGCUUUUGCAGGACCAUCGUUUGGUACAAUUGUAUCACUAAUUGCUAGUGGAGCAAUAGCAUCUUCUUGGGUAGGAUGGCCGUACGCAUUCUACAUCUUUGGAGGAUUGGGUUACGUUUGGAUGCUAGCGUGGGCAUUCCUUGCAGCGAAUACCCCUGCCUUACAUCCAAAUAUUUCCAAAUCAGAAAAAGAGUAUAUAGAAAAAAGUCUUAGUGUUAAGACUCAAGUGGUUCCGCCUACGCCUUGGAAGAAAAUAUUUACCUCCGUACCUGUAUGGGCAUUUAUUAUUACUAUGUUUGGCCAAAAUUGGGGUUAUUCCACACUAUUGACAGAAAUACCAAACUACUUGGACAAAAUUAUGAAUUUUAAAAUGACAUCGAACAGUCUUUUAUCGGCUGCGCCAUAUGCAACGUGCUUCCUAUUAAGUUUUGUAUUUGGAGCUAUCUCAGAUUUCUUAAUUAAUAGAAAAUACUUUACAAGACAGUUUGCACGGAAAUUCUUUAACACAAUUGGAAUACUUGGGCCUGCGAUUGCAUUAGUAGUUUUAAGUUUUCUUCCAGACUCCCAAAGUACUCUAAGUGUUAUCAUGUUAGUCAUUGCUGUAGGCAUAAAUUCCGCAGCUUUUGUAGGAUUUCAAAUUAAUCCUGUUGAUUUGGCACCCAAAUAUUCAGGAGUACUCAUGGGUAUUGGCAAUGGAUCUUCCAAUAUAUUCUCAAUUUUGGCUCCUUUAACUGUUCAGUUUGUGGUUAAUCCUGAGGAUGAUAAAUCGCUUUGGAGAAUAAUUUUUAUCAUAGCAGCUUGUGUCUACACUGCUGCCGCCAUAAUUUUUAUCAUCUUUGGAUCAGCCGAAGUUCAACCUUGGAAUGACGAAGAGCAGAACAACGAAAAAGAAGAAGAAAAUAAAGAAAAAGUGUGAAUAAUUAAAUUAAACGAUUGAAUAUCAUUAGUUCACUUACAACGGCACUAAAAGUGUAUCUGUGAUAUAUUUUAAUUUUUCUGUCUACCAGAUAAAAGCAUCAUAGAGGCAUACUGGUAAGCCAGCAAUAAAUAAAGUUAAUAGCAAAGUAAUAAAAAUUAGAAAGAUGUAAAAUGAUUUGCAGUAUUUUACUUAUAAUAUUGUUUAAUUUUUUAUGAAUAGAAAUAUCAACUUAUAGUUUGAAAGUAUUUUUAUCAAAAUAUGAUAAAAAGUAUUUAGUUUUAUAUUAUUUAUAUUCUAUUAUCAUCAUCGAAAUGAAAGUUAUUCCCUUCGAUGUAAAAGUCGAUCCUAUCAAAGUGUAUUUAUUUUGCUGGAUUUAUUGUCCAGUUAUUGUUAGUUUUUAUUUUUUGUGUCCUUGCGGAUUUUUGUUUGUAUUUGCUUAUCUGUAAAUAUAUUUGCAAAAGUUACAAUACUUCUAUUUUCAAACCCAAUAUUUUACUUAAAGCGAAAAAAUGUUUAAUUUUUCUUUUAAAUUCUUCAAACUAUGAUUAGUCGUUAAGAAAUAUAUUUUUGUAAUAUUUUUGUUUUGUAUAUUGUGUAUACGAGAUAAUAUAAAUCCCUUUGAUUU